AUGUUGUUCAUUCAGAUUACGUGCUUGAUAACCUUAGCAAUAGUAAGAGAGAGGCUUUAUGAACAACAAGUUGAACAGCUUGGAAAUUUUCAGUUGCGCAUCCAUGAUCAGAUGAUAAUGCUGGAAGGUGCAAAGGCUACAACAGAAACUGUCGACGCUUUGAGAACUGGAGGAGCUGCAAUGAAAGCCAUGCAGAAGGCGACUAACAUUGACGAUGUGGACAAGACAAUGGACGAGAUCAAUGAGCAGACUGAAAAUAUGAAACAGAUUCAAGAAGCACGGUCAGCACCAAUUGGUGCAGCGGCUGAUUUUGAUGAAGAUGAAUUAGAGGCAGAACUUGAAGAGCUGGAAGGAGCUGAGUUGGAGGAACAACUCUUGCAACCUGCCACAACUGCCCCUGCUGCUGCAAUUCAAGUGCCCGCUGGAAAGCAACCUGUACGUCCAGCUGCUCGCAAAAAUGCAGAAGAGGAAGAUGAGCUUGCUGCAUUGCAGGCAGAGAUGGCACUUUAA
Molecule: messenger RNA, 510 nt
Organism: Fraxinus pennsylvanica
Lineage: Eukaryota; Viridiplantae; Streptophyta; Magnoliopsida; Lamiales; Oleaceae
Source: the annotation of a GenBank genome assembly